Messenger RNA from Eubalaena glacialis (North Atlantic right whale), 6570 nucleotides. RefSeq names its product elongator acetyltransferase complex subunit 1 (gene ELP1). Gene Ontology annotation, cellular component: elongator holoenzyme complex; cytosol. Gene Ontology annotation, biological process: tRNA wobble base 5-methoxycarbonylmethyl-2-thiouridinylation. The coding region runs from base 239 to 4234 and encodes 1331 amino acids. The transcript is spliced from 37 exons. Gene Ontology annotation, molecular function: protein binding; tRNA binding. The record is from RefSeq and is a predicted model, not a curated record. Lineage: Eukaryota; Metazoa; Chordata; Mammalia; Artiodactyla; Balaenidae.
CCGCGGCGCCGCUCGGCGCGUGUCGGGCUAUCUUCGCUUGCGAGUACGUGUUUCGCAGGUUGCCCCUCCGCCUGGCUUCAGCCACUACCGAAGGGGGUCGAGCGGCCCGGCGGCCCGGAGACCCAGUGCGCGUCGCGAGAGCUCAGAAGGAGCGGUCAGGGAGAGGCCCGUGCGCAGCCUUGGGCGAACGCACCGCUGUUUGGGGGUCCUCAGAGCGCGGCGUAGGAGUCGCUUCAUCAUGAGAAAUCUAAAGUUAUUUCGGAGCUUGGAGUUCAGGGAUAUUCAGGCUCCAGGGAAACCUCAGUGCUUCUCUCUCCGAACUGAACAGGACACAGUGCUCAUUGGCUCAGCACAUGGACUGAUAGAAGUAGACCCUGUCACAAGAGAGGUGAAAAAUGAAAUUCCUCUGGUGACAGAAGGCUUUCUCCCAGAGGAUGGAAGUGGCUGCAUUGUUGGUAUUCAGGAGUUGCUGGAUCACGAGUCUGUGUGUGUGGCCACAGCUUCUGGAGAUGUCCUACUUUGCAAUCUCAACACACACCAGCUGGAAUGUGUCGGGAGUGUAGCCAGUGGUAUCUCUGUCAUGAGUUGGAGUCCUGACCAAGAGCUGGUGCUUCUUGCCACAGGUCAACAGACCCUAAUUAUGAUGACAAAAGAGUUUGAACCCAUCACGGAGCAGCAAAUCCACCAGGAUGACUUUGGUGAAAGCAAGUUCAUCACUGUUGGCUGGGGCAGGAAGGAGACGCAGUUCCAUGGAUCAGAAGGCAGGCAAGCCGCCUUUCAGAUGCAAAUGCACGAGUCUGCUUUGCCCUGGGAUGACCAUAGACCACAAGUUACCUGGCGUGGUGAUGGACAGUUUUUUGCUGUGAGUGUUGUUUGCCCAGAGACAGGGGCUCGAAAGGUCAGAGUGUGGAGCCGGGAGUUUGCUUUACAGUCAACCAGUGAGCCUGUGGCAGGACUGGGACCUGCUCUGGCUUGGAAGCCCUCAGGCAGUUUGAUUGCAUCUACGCAAGAUAAACCCAAUCAGCAGGAUGUUGUGUUUUUUGAGAAAAAUGGACUUCUCCAUGGACAUUUUACACUUCCUUUCCUCAAAGAUGAGGUUAAGGUUAAUGACCUUCUCUGGAAUGCAGAUUCCACUGUGCUUGCAGUUUGGCUGGAAGACCUUCAGAGGGAAGAAAAUUCCACUCUAAAAACCUAUGUUCAGCUCUGGACUGUUGGAAACUAUCACUGGUAUCUCAAGCAAAGCCUGCCCUUCGGCACCUGUGGGAAGAGCAAGAUUGUGUCUCUGAUGUGGGACCCGGUGACCCCAUACCGGCUGCAUGUUCUCUGUCAAGGCUGGCAUUACCUCUGCUAUGACUGGCACUGGACGACUGACCGGAGCUCAGGAGAGAAUUUAAGUGACAUGGCAAAUGUAGCUGUUGUUGAUGGAAACAGGGUAUUGGUGACAGUCUUCCGGCAGAGUGUGGUUCCACCUCCCAUGUGCACCUACCGACUGCUGCUCCCACACCCUGUAAAUCAAAUCAUGUUCUCGGCACACCCUAAAAAGAGCAAUGACCUCGCUGUCCUAGAUGCCAGUAACCAGAUUUCUGUUUAUAAAUGUGGUGAUAGCCCAAGCGUAGAUUCUACGGUGAAGCUGGGAGCCGUGGGUGGAAAUGGAUUUAACAUUUCUCUUAGAACACCUCAUCUGGACAAGAGAUACACAAUUCAGUUUGAGAACAGUGAAGAUGAAGUAAACCCACUGAAGCUCAGCCUUCUCGCCUGGGUUCAGGAAGACGUUUUCCUGGCUGUGAGCCACAGUCAGUCCAGCCCACGGUCUGUCCUUCACCAUCUGACUGUGGCCCCUUCUGAGACGGACGACGAGCAGGGGCAGCUCAAUAUCAGUUCAUCUGUGACAGUGGAUGGGGUCAUAAUCAGUCUGUGUUGCAACUCCAAGACCAAGUCAGUAGCACUGCAGGUGGCUGGUGGUCAGAUACUUAAGUAUCUUUGGGAAUCACCCUCUCUGGCUGUUGAACCAUGGAAGAACCCUGAUGGAUUUCCUGUUCGAUUUCCUUAUCCAUGCACACAGACCGAACUGGCCAUGGUUGGAGGAGAGGAAUGUGUCCUUGGUCUGACUGAUAGAUGUCGCUUUUUCAUCAAUGACACUGAGGUUGCUUCAAAUAUCACAUCAUUUGCAGUAUAUGAUGAGUUUUUAUUGUUGACGACUCAUUCCCAUACUUGCCAGUGCUUUUGCCUGAGAGACGCGUCAUUGAAAACAUUACAUUCAGGUCUGAGCAGCAGCCAUGUGUCUAAUGGGGAAUCUCUGCGGAAGGUGGAGAGGGGUUCACGCAUUGUCACUGCUGUGCCCCAGGACACAAAGCUUAUAUUACAGAUGCCAAGGGGAAACUUAGAAGUUGUUCAUCAUAGAGCCCUGGUUUUAGCUCAAAUUCGGAAGUGGUUGGACAAACUAAUGUUUAAAGAAGCAUUUGAAAGCAUGAGAAAACUGAGAAUUAAUCUCAAUCUGAUUCAUGAUCAUAACCCUAAGGUGUUUCUUGAAAAUGUGGAAACCUUCAUAAGACAGAUAGAUUCUGUAAAUCAUAUUAAUUUGUUUUUCACAGAAUUGAAGGAAGAAGAUGUUACAAAAACCAUGUACCCUCCACCAGUUACCAGCACUGUCCAGCUGUCCAGCGAUCCUGAUGGGAAAAAAGUAGACCUUAUCUGCGAUGCUAUGAGAGCAGCCAUGGAGAACAUAAAUCCUCACAAGUACUGCCUAUCAAUACUCACCUCUCAUGUGAAAAAAACAACCCCAGAACUGGAAAUUGUGCUGCAGAAGGUACACGAGCUUCAAGGAAGUGCUGCACCUGUUCCUGAUGCUGUGAGUGCUGAAGAGGCCCUGAAGUAUUUGCUGCUUCUUGUAGAUGUUAAUGAGUUAUAUGAUCAUUCUCUUGGGACCUAUGACUUUGAUUUGGUCCUCAUGGUAGCUGAGAAGUCACAGAAGGAUCCCAAAGAAUACCUUCCAUUUCUAAACACACUUAAGAAAAUGGAAACGAAUUAUCAGCGGUUCACUAUAGACAAAUAUUUGAAACGGUAUGAAAAAGCCAUUGGCCACCUCAGCAGAUGUGGACCGGAGUACUUCCCAGAAUGCUUAAACUUAAUAAAAGAUAAAAACUUGUAUAACGAAGCUCUGAAGUUAUAUCCACCAAACUCGCAGCAGUACAAGGACAUCAGCAUUGCUUACGGGGAACACCUGCUGCAGGAGCACCUCUGUGAGCCAGCAGGGCUCGUGUUUGCCCGCUGUGGUGCCCACGAGAAAGCUCUCAAUGCCUUUCUGGCUUGUGGCAGUUGGCAGCAAGCUCUCUGUGUGGCAGCCCAGCUUCACUUGACCAAAGACCAGCUGGCUGGCCUGGGCAGAACUCUGGCAGGAAAGCUAGCUGAGCAGAGGAAGCACGGCGACGCAGCCACAGUUUUGGAACAGUACGCCCAGGAUUAUGAAGAAGCUGUGCUCUUGCUGUUAGAAGGAGCUGCCUGGGAAGAAGCUCUGAGACUGGUACACAAAUAUAACAGACCAGAUAUUAUAGAAACCAACGUAAAGCCUUCCAUUUUAGAAGCCCAGAAAAAUUAUAUGGCGUUUCUGGACUCUCAGACAGCCACAUUCAGUCGCCAUAAAGCACGUCUAUUGGUGGUGCGAGAGCUCAAGGAGCAAGCACAGCAGGUGCAUCUGGAUGAUGAGGCACCCCACGGUCAAGAGUCAGAUCUCUUCUCUGAAACUAGCAGUGUCAUGAGUGGCAGUGACAUGAGUGGCAAAUAUUCCCACAGUAACUCCAGAAUAUCAGCGAGAUCAUCUAAGAAUCGGCGCAAAGCGGAACGGAAGAAGCACAGCCUCAAGGAAGGGAGUCCACUGGAGGAUCUGGCCCUUUUGGAGGCAUUGAGUGAAGUGGUGCAGGGCACUGAAAAAUUGAAAGAUGAAAUAUACCAUAUUUUAAAGAUACUCUUUCUCUUUGAGUUUGACGAGCAAGGAAGGGAAUUACAGAAGGCCUUUGAAGAUACUCUGCAGCUAAUGGAAAGGUCAAUUCCAGAAAUUUGGACUCUCACCCCCCAGCAGAGUUCAGCUACACCUGUUCUAGGUCCCAAUUCUACUGCAAAUAGUAUCAUGGCCUCUUAUCAACAAGAAAAGACUUCAGUUCCUGUUCUUGAUGCUGAGCUUUUUAUACCACCAAAGAUCAACAGAAGAACCCAGUGGAAACUGAGCCUUCUAGAGUGACUCUGACCCCAGUUAGGAGGACUCUGGCAGAGAAGACUUUUCCUUCCACUCCUCACUCCUCGAGGCCUGGCUGUUGGGAACUGGGGAGAGUAAGACCAUCUACUUUAGCAUUACAGAGAGCUGCUCUGUACAGCAGACCUCAGCAGACACCAAUUCUUUUUUUUUUUUUUUAAAGUUUUAUUGAUUGCUUGAUUGCUUGAUUGCUAUGUUGGGUCUUCGUUUCUGUGCAAGGGCUUUCUCUAGUUGUGGCAAGCGGGGGCCACUCUUCAUCGCGGUGCGCGGGCCUCUCACUAUCGUGGCCUCUCUUGUUGCGGAGCACAGGCUCCAGACGCACAGGCUCAGUAGUUGUGGCUCACGGGUCUAGUUGCUCCGCGGCAUGUGGGAUCUUCCCAGACCAGGGUGCGAACCCGUGUCCCCUGCAUUAGCAGGCAGAUUCUCAACCACUGCGCCACCAGGGAAGCCCCCAAUUCUAUUUUAUUUUGCAUAUAAUCUUAAUCGUUAGCAAGGCUUUAAGCUUUAACCCAUAUAGCAUCAUUUUGUAAAAAUUACUGUUCUUCUAUUUAGUGCUGAUUGAGAGCAUAUUUCUGGUAUUUAUGGUAAUCAGGACAUUGGGUUUCAUUCCCAGUUACAGGUCUGAAUCAUAUUGGGACCUUAGACAACUCACAGAAUUGAUUUGUGCCUCAGUUAACUGGGAAUGUUUCGUGGCUGCUACCUCAAAAGUGUGAAGAAAAGUUAAAUAAUGUUUUCGAAUUGUUUUAUGUUCCUUGAGGAAAGCCUUAUGUAUAAACAACUAAUGGCUAUUAGUGCUCCCAACAAUAGGUCGAAUUUAAUCAUUUAAAUGACUUCACCUUGAACUAAAGCAAAAUGAAAAGUGAAAUCUAUCCUUUGAUAUUCUAAGCUUUCCUAUGCUGACAGCGCUUAUUUUGUAAUAUCUUGCCAGGUCAUGUGCUUCCAGGUAUAACUGGUUUGAGCCUCCUAUCACUACAGUGUCCAUACGGACUAUUUUUAUUGCCUGUGAAUGUUCUGCUAGAGUUAGCAGCGUUAGAGCUGGAACAGAUUAGAAUUUCUGAAACAGUGUUGCGUACAUUUGGGAUGGUGAGCAGUGUGCAUCAUAGGCAUGAACGGUAGUAAGUUACUCCUUUUUCUCCAAAUGUUGCUUCUUUUAACAUAAUGUUUUUGUCAGUAUCUAGGUCAUUUCAUUUAUUUUUCUUUAUGGUGCUUAACUGACCUCUGUCUUUUAGUUAUUUUCUUUGGAAGAAAUGAGAAUGUUAUCUCUUUUUGGUGAGUCUAGAAAAAAGCUCAGUUCAUUUUGACAGUAGUUUGUGGCUGACUCUUGGGUAAGGUUAAGAAUCUCUUUCAUGCUUUUAAUACCAGAACCAGACCUUUAUUACUCUACGUAAACUAACAGGAAGUCAGAGUAUAGGUAUACCCAGAAUUGUGUAACUAAAGAAGGCUUUUCCUAGUAUAGCAAAAUGUAAACCUUAGAAUCUUGGUGUGUUUACUGUAUAAUUCAACUUUUCUGUGUGUCUGAAAAUUUUCACAAAAUAAUAGAAAAAGUAGAAGAAGAAUAUCUAUAAUUAAGUGCCCAACGUUGAAAGGCUGCAAGUGCUUUGUGACUACUCUUUGGUGUGGAUUAAUGAACAUGGUACCUUACAUGUCAUUUUAAUAUAUUAUAGUGCUCUUGCUAUGGAUAAUAGUAAAGGGACCCAUGCUGAUGGGUGGGAAAUAGAAGUAAAUGUGUCUGUUGAUAUUGGUGUGACUUUGCAUGGAUGUUCACUUUCCUUGAAAUAAUAUAUUGAAGCAGCAAAAAAGAAUUUGUGUGAAUACAAAUUACUAUCAAUUACUCUCUCUCUCUCUGAGCAAGAUGCAAUUUUAUUCAUUUGGAGUAGAAGCAGGUGAGAGCAGACCUUCCAAAUUGAAGGCCAAGUCAAGGGUGAAUUCAUGGGGAAAAAUGCUGUGUAUGGGCAAAGGAGAAACUCCUGGGAGUUGUGAAUGCUUAAUUUGGGGGAAAGAUUCUGUCAAGUUCUAGAGAAGAGUAUAUAAUUCUUCCCCCAAAUUUGGCCUCUUCCCAAAGCAAAUUCAUGCAAGAAGCUAAAAGCCUCAGUUAUUUAGUUUUUUCCAUGGAAUCAGCUUUGUUCAGAUGCUCCAGACAUCAAGAGGAAACUUGCAGAGGACUUUCUCUGAUAAAUAAAAGCACAUUUUAAAUUUAGACUUUUUUUAAAAACAGAGGCAGGAGCUAAUGUUUUUAUUAUGUCUUUAUGAGUAUAGCUUGGUGUAAUUUCUUAGCAUUGCUGCGUAUUUUAAAAUAAAUUUACUUUCCAUAUGUAUCUACAUAU